GUGCACACGGGGGAGCGGCCCUACACCUGCGGCACCUGCGGCAAGAGCUUCACCCACUCCUCCAACCUGCACCUGCACCGCCGCACCCACUCGGCCGCACGGCCCUUCCGCUGCCCCGCCUGCCCCAAGGCCUUCGUGGUGGCCGCCUACCUGCAGCGCCACCUGCGCACCCACCGUGCGCCUGAGCCGCACCCCCCGGCCUGUCUGCUGCUGCGGGGGGGGCCGCCCCUCCCGCCCGCCACCCCCCGCAAGGUACUACUGCUACCUGGCCCCACCAAGCCUGCCCAGGUGGCGCAGGUGGGGAAGGGGCCGCACGCCUGGCAGGGCGUCCUGGUGGUGCCCCCUGGGGCGGGACAGGAGGGGGCGGGGACGAGUGUGAUUGUGCUGAGGGGUGGGAUGGGGCCUGCAGGUGUGCAGGUACAGGUGGCUGAGGCGGCAGGGAUGGCGACAGGUGUGACAGGUGUGGCAGGGGUCACAGGUGUGACGGGUGGGGCAGGCAUGGCAGGUGUACAACUCCUCCAGGCCACCGAGGUGACAGGUGUGGCAGGGGUCACAGGUGUUCCAAGUGUGCAACUCCAGGUGUUGCCGGAGGUCACCAAUGUCCAGGUGCGGGGGGGGGAGGGGACAGGUGUGACAGGUGUGGCAGGUGUGACCCGGGUAACAGGUGUCAAAAGUGUGCCAGGUGUGCCAGGUGUGCAGCUCCAGGCCACUGAGGUGACAGGUGUGGCAGGGGUGCCAGGUGUCACGGGUGUGCCAGGUGUGCAGCUCCAGGUGUUGCCGGAGGUCACCAAUGUCCAGGUGCAGGGCAGGGAGGUAACAGGUGUGACAGAGGGGGCAGGGGUGACAAGUGUCCUAGGUGUCCCAGCUAUUACUGGUGUGACGGGUGUCACAGGUGUGACAGGUGUUGCAGGUGUCACAGGGGUGCAGCUCCAGGCCACCGAGGUGACAGGGGUGACAGGGGUGCCAGGUGUCACAGGGCUGCAGCUCCAGGUGCUGCCAGCGCCCUCCGAGGUUAGCAAAGUCCAGCUCCAGGUGUUGCCAUCACCACCUGAGGUCACCAAUGUCCAGCUCCAAGCGCUGCCACCACCCUCAGGUGUCACCAGAGUGCAGCUCCAGGUGCUGCCACCACCACCUGAGGUCACCAAAGUCCGGCUCCAGGUGCUGCCACCACCCCUGGAUGUCACCUGUGUCCAGCUCCCAGCAGGUGAGGUGGCCAAUGUCCAGCUCCAGGUGUUGCCACCGCCCCCUGAGGUGACCAAUGUCCAGCUCCAGGCGCAGCCACCACCCUCAGGUGUCACCUGUGUUCAGCUCCAAGCAGGUGAGGUGGCCAAUGUCCAGCUCCAGGUGCUGCCACCACCACCUGAGAUGACCAAUGUCCAUCUCCAGGCCGCUGAGGUGACCAAAGUCCAGCUCCAAGCGAUACCACCGCCCUCCCAGGUGACCAAUGUCCAGCUCCAGGUGCUGCCACCGCCACCUGAGGUGACCAGUGUCCAUCUGGAGACCAUGGAGGAGGUGCCCACUGCCCACUUGGAAACCUUGGACGUGCCCCCUGUGCACCUGGAGACCUCAGAGGUGCCCAGUGCCCACCUGGAGACUUUGGAGGUGCCCCCUGUGGCCCUGGAACUCGGCACGGAGGUGCCCAGUGCCCACCUGGAGAUGAUGGAGGUGCCCCACGCCCACCUGGAAACCUUGGAGGUGCCCAGUGCUCACCUGGAGACAUCAGAGAUGCCCAAUGGCCACCUGGAGACCCCCAAGGAAGUGCCCAGUGCCCACCUGGAAACCUUGGAGGUGCCCUCUGUGCACCUGGAGACACCAGAGGUGCCCAGUGCCCACCUGGAACCCCCCGAGGAGGUGACAAAUGUCCACCUGGAGACCUUGGAGGUGCCCAGUGCCCACCUGGGACCCCCUGAGGAGGUGCCCAGUGCCCACCUGGAGACCUCAGAGGUGCCCAAUGCCCACCUGGAGGUGAUGGAGGUGCCCAGUGCCCACCUGGAGCCCACGGAGGAGGUGACAAAUGUCCACCUGGAGACUUUGGAGGUGCCCAGUGCCCACCUGGAACCCCCUGAGGAGGUGCCCAGUGCCCACCUGGAAACCUUGGAGGUGCUGGGGGGAGCAUCUGCCUACCUGUGCCUGCAGGGCCCAUGGAAGCAGCGGCCGAGGAGGAAGAGGAGGAGGAGGAGGAGGAGGGGGAGGCCCAGGAGAGGCUCCUGCAGCACCUGAUGGUUCAAACAGGGCGGGACCUCCCCCAGUGCCAACUGGAGCGGGACUGGGACGUACUGGGAGAACUGGGCAGUGGCUCCUAUGGGCACGUGGUGCUGGCACAGCCCCGGG
This is a messenger RNA of Corapipo altera (White-ruffed manakin), 2331 nucleotides long. RefSeq names its product putative protein FAM47C. The annotation marks the transcript as partial. The transcript has 4 exons. NCBI's taxonomy places the organism in Eukaryota, Metazoa, Chordata, Aves, Passeriformes, Pipridae. The record is from RefSeq and is a predicted model, not a curated record. Gene Ontology annotation, cellular component: nucleus. Gene Ontology annotation, molecular function: RNA polymerase II cis-regulatory region sequence-specific DNA binding; DNA-binding transcription factor activity, RNA polymerase II-specific. Gene Ontology annotation, biological process: regulation of transcription by RNA polymerase II.